This is a messenger RNA of Striga hermonthica, 975 nucleotides long. The record is from the annotation of a GenBank genome assembly. NCBI's taxonomy places the organism in Eukaryota, Viridiplantae, Streptophyta, Magnoliopsida, Lamiales, Orobanchaceae.
AUGUCGAUCCCACAAUCUCCACCCAUGCGGCGUGCAGCGUUUUUGUUUAUCCCCUUCGCCGGAGUUUUUGCCGGAAUCUUUCCCUCGCCGCCGUCGACGGACGGUGUCUGCUGGUCUGCCGCCCAAGACCCUCCCAGCCCCAAAUCGAUCGGUAUCUCCGCCGCCACCGGCGGCCCAAGAACCGUUCGAAUCUCCGUCACCGACCCCGACGCCACCGACUCCUCCAGCGACGAGGAGGACGAGCUCUUCCGCCGCCAGCGCAUCCGUGACCCUUCCCGUCGGGUCCGCCUCUGGCUCGGGACCUACGACACUGCCGAGGAGGCUGCCAUGGUUUACGAUAGCGCCGCCAUCAAGCUCCGUGGGCCCGACGCCCUCACCAACUUCGUCACACCUUCGCCAGAAAACAAGUCGUCCGGCGCUGCCUCCGGCUACUCCUCCGGCGACGAGUCUUCCCAUAACCGAAACCACCCGUCCCCGACCUCCGUCCUCCGGUUCACAACCACCCGGUCAGGCGAGGACACCGACCAGACGGGACUCAGUAGCCAGUCGAGCGAAUCUCCGGUCAAGGGAGACGAGCCGUGCUCUGGCGAUUUCUUCACGGAGCCGGUGGACGAACCGAGCCGCCGGGACCCAAACAAACCGGCUCGGGAGUUCGAGGAGUGUGAAGGCGAAACGAGCACGGUUCCCGAUUAUAUCAUCGACGACUACCUCCCGAUGGAUGUCCCCUUCUUGGACAAUUUCUUCAACUUCCAACCGCAAGAUGGACCCGUGUUGUUCGACGAUGGGCCAGGCUUUUCCACCUAUCAAGACGAGUUCAAGAUGUGUUUCGACGAUUUCCCGGCCCUCGAAAUCCAAGGCCCGAGCUUUGGGGAUAUCGUUCACGAUUCGUUUCAAGAACUCGGGUCGCUUGGGGUCGAGGAUUACUUCCAAGACACGUGCGAUUUUUCGAGUGUCGAUGCUCUACUAGCUAUGUGA